AGGUGACAUCACGGGAGCUGCGUCGGCCAACCUUAUGUCCUCCUGGUCUGAGAGCAUCAUAGUGAAGAAGGAGCUGCUGAAGAAGGUGGCCAGGAAAGACAAGUACCGUGUCAAUAGCAAGCAUGACCCGAAGUACUCCCUGCUGCCUCCCAGCGAUAUUGUGCGUCAGACGGAGGAGCUGGUCGGGCAGAGGAUGCUCUACAAGAUAAGCAGGGACAACAGUGAGCACUUCGUGAACGAGCUGCACUAUGGAGUCCACCACAGCGACCAG
Molecule: messenger RNA, 271 nt
Organism: Myotis davidii
Lineage: Eukaryota; Metazoa; Chordata; Mammalia; Chiroptera; Vespertilionidae
Product: HRAS-like suppressor 3
Exons: 1
Biological process (GO): N-acylphosphatidylethanolamine metabolic process
Cellular component (GO): cytoplasm
Molecular function (GO): A2-type glycerophospholipase activity; glycerophospholipid phospholipase A1 activity
Source: RefSeq, a predicted model, not a curated record